UCCCUCGCUCUCUCUCAUCGCCCUCCACACCAGGAUGCCCCCCAACAAAGACCGCUGAAUUCAGGCAGUGUGUGUCCCCGGAGCCCCUCCUGUCGGCGUUUGGCCCCUGGUCAGUGAGCGUCUGUGCUUCAGGAUCUCUCUGUGUGUGUAAGCGCCCGGCUCUGUGAUGCUCCAGUGUGUGUGAACGCUGUGAUCUGCUCUUCUUCUGCCAUGUGUGAGUGUCUGCGAGGGAUCUUCCGGGUCAGCUGGACACCCUCUUCAGAUGCAGACUCUGACAGAGAGGACAGUCAUGGGAAUCCAGAAGCCAGAGUUUCACCUAUAAACAACAAAAGACGGUCUCCCCCCUCAGACAAGCCUCCCUUUGGUCCUCAUCCAAGUACACACCACAGCAUUUCCACUGACGAACAGGACAGCCCAGAACGGAUUGUUCAGAAGGAAAAACUCCAUGCAGAACUAAAACAAGUUUUGAGUCAGAAGAGAAACCAGCUUAGAGACACCCAAUCCACUUCCACAGACAUGGAUGAACCAUCCAGGACAGACAGUAAAAACGAGGCAGAGAAGGAUAUGCAGUUGUCCGAGCUUGUGGAAGUGGUUGUUGAAACCGAGGCUGAAGUUGGAGCCAGUGGUUACAGUGUGGUUGGUGGAGGGGAGCGAGGCAUCUUCAUCAAAGAUGUCUUAAAAGACUCCCCAGCAGCGAAGCACCUCAGCCUACAGAAAGGAGAUCAACUUCUAAGUGCCAGGGUGUAUUUUGAUAACGUGAAAUAUGAGGACGCAUUAAAAAUUCUUCAGUGUGCAGAACCCUACAAAGUGUCCUUCUUUUUGAAGAGGACUGUGCCAGAAAGUGAAGUCAGCAUACGUCCAGGUGCACAAACUCUUGAUCUCAGAGGACCUAAGGCCAAGAUGCAAAGAAUGAGCGUCAAAAGUGUGAAACCAUUCAAAACCAAGAAAAGGAGAGGAGGAAGAUUUGGAUUGAAAAGACUGAAAGAGAAUAAAAAAGCAAGAGAACGGGCAGAGCUGGACAUUGAGGGCUUACAUGGUAGAUCAGACCUCAGUCCUGUUGAUGUUGAGUUUGUUUUCCCAAAGUUCAAAUUGAGGAAAGGUGGGAAAUCCACUGCAGGUGAAUCCGGACAUCUGGAAGGCAUGAUCACUGGUGGCAAGAAGAAGAGGAAGAUCCGAUUUCCAAAAUUGAAAGGCACAGAUGCUGCUGUCAGUGAAGGGAAUGUUAAUGUAGAUGUUUCAACACAUGAGAAAGAGGGCUCUGGGGCAAAGCUGAAGGGCAGGGCAAAGGGUGCAAAAUUUGGAAUGAAUUUCCCCAGAUUGAAAAAAUCUAAAUUAGAUGUAAAAUCUUCAAAUGAUAAUGUUGAGGUGAAAGAACAAGAGGCCAAAUUAAAACCUCCCUCAGUAGACUGUGAUUUCAACAUAACUCAGGGCAAAGCUGAAGCUAAUGCUCCUAAUCUUGAGGUUGGUGGGAAAGGAAAAGGAGAGGGUCCUGAGAUAAAGAUGACAAAGAUUAAUCUGGAUGUCUCAGAUCCAAAGAUGACAAUCCCAACAUUCAAACUGCCAAAGGUAAGACUUUCUUGUCAUUCAGAUGAAAUUGAUGGAGAGGCAAGUAAACAAAUUGGCACAACUGAAAGUAAACCUAAAAUGACAAAUAUUGACAUCAAAACACCAACAGUAGAUAUGGACGUGAAUAUCCCAAAGUUUAAAAUGGAAGAUGUUGAAGGAACAAAAAUCAACACACACAAAUUUGACCCAUCAUUACCAAAGCUAAACCUUGAUGCAAAGCAAAUAUUUGGAGAUGAGAUUGAUGGAUCCAUGGUCAAAAAGCAUGAGAUUUCUCUUCCCAAACUUGACAUUGAAGUCCCCGAGAUAAACACAUCAGAUGUGGACAUAGUUCUUCCUAGAUUAGACGUGAGUGCAAAGAGCAUUGAUUCUGGGGGGCGUGUAAGUACAGGGGCAAGUUUUAAAAUGACAAAAUUAGACAUCUCUCUUCCAAAAGUAAAAUCUCCUGAGGGUGAGGUCACACUUGAAGGCCCUGGAGCAAAAGGUGGAAAAUUUCACAAGCCAAAUAUCAGUAUUUCAUUACCAAAAGAGAGAACAGCAGAAGCAAAUAUAGGUCAUUCUGAGAAAAAAGCAAAUGUAAAAAUGCCCCAAAUAGAUAUUUCCCACCCCGAAAUUUAUUUACCACAAGGGCAAAUUGAUAUUGAAGGGCCUAAAGGUGAAGCAAAGGUUGAUAUUUCGAAUGAAAUGACAGAGAGGGGUGCAGAUAUUAAGGGUCACUUUGAUAAAGGGGGAAAGUUUAAAAUGCCCGCAAUAGAUGUGUCCCUACCUAAUGUGAAAUUACCUGAGCAUACCAUUGCUGAGGGGCCAGCAAUAAAAGAAGGAAAAUUUAAUAUGCCAUCAUAUGACACAGAAGGAAAUGUUGAGGUUGGAGAUCUGUCUGCAAAAGGGGGCAAAUUCAAGAUGCCACAUCUAGAUGUUUCACUUCCAAAGAUGAAUUUAUCGACAGGUGAAAUAAAAAUUGAGGAUUCGGGGGUCAAAGGUGAGAAAAAAUCUUUACCAAAAGGAAAAGUAGAGGCUGGUGUUGAGGUUCAAGGUUAUUCUGGAAAAGCAGAGAUGCCUCAAAUUGAUGUUAAAGUGUCACUGCCAGAGGGUAAGGAUAUUAAUGUUAAAACCUCUGGUAAACGUGAAAAGGCUGAAAUGCCAAAGGUUGAUAUAUCUCUCCCUGCGGUGAAUUCUCCUGGUGUUGAGAUUUUCUUGCCAAAAAUGUCACCAGAAAGUGACAUCAGUAUUGAAGUGCCCGAUAGUCAUAUCAAAAAAGGAGGAAAGUUUCAAAUGCCCAAAAUAGACCUUGCAUUCCCAAAGAUUAAAUCAAGACCCGUGGAAGUAAAUUUGGAAGGACCUGAGGUAAAAGGAGGUAAAGUUUACAAACCUUCCAUAGACAUUUCUUUGCCUAAAGAUAAAACCAAGACACACUUUGAAACAGAAGGAAAUUCUAAAAGUGGUAUGAAACUUAAAAUGCCAAAAAUGGAUAAUUCACUACCAAGAGCAAAAGCUCCUGAAGGUGAAAUGAAAGUUGAAGCAAAAGAAGAAACAAUUGAUAUUAAGAGUGGAAAGUUUCACAUGCCCUCUACAUACAUCACUCUGCCAGAAGCAGGAACUGGAGGUCAUCUAGAUGUUGAAGGACAUGGAAAAAAAGGUGGGAAAUUUGAAAUUCCUAAAAAUGAUGUUUCCUUGCCUAAAUUAAAACCAUCAGAGGCUGAAGUCAUAGUUGAAUGUCCCGAUAUUCAGGGUGGAAAGGUUCACAUGCCUUCUAUAGACAUCACUCUACCAGUUGGAGGAGUAGGAAGUGAUCUAGAUGUCAAAGGAAACAAAAGUAAAGGAAGAAGGUUUGAAAUGCCCAAAUUUGAUGUUUCCUUGCCUAAACUAAAAACAUUAGGGGCUGAAAUCCAUGUUGAAGGUCCUGAUCUCAAAGGUGGAAAGUUUCACAUGCCCUCUGUGGAUAUCUCUCCAUCAAAAGGAGGGGCAGGAGCUGAUGUAGAUGUUAAAGGACGUGGAGGAAAAGGAGGACAAUUUGAAAUGCCCAAAUUUGAUGUUUCAUUGCCCAAAUUAAAACCAUCUGAGGCUGAAGUUAACAUUGAAGGUCCCGAUAUCAAAAGUGGAAAGUUUCACAUGCCCUCUCUAGAUAUCUCUCCACAAAGAGAGGGAGCAGAAGGUGAUGUAGAUGUUAAAGCUCAUGGAAGAAAAGGAGGAAAAUUGGAAAUGCCAAAAUUGGACGUUUCCCUGCCUAAAUUUAAAGCUUUUGGAGCAGAAAUCAACACUGAAGAUCCCAAUAUCAAAGGUGAAAAGCUUCACAUGCCCUCUUUAGAUAUCUCUCUACCAGGAGGUGAUGUAGAUGUUGAAGAGUAUGGAGGAAAAGGAGGAAAUUUUGAAAUGCCAAAGUUGGAUGUUUCCUUGCCUAAGUUUAAACCAUCUGGGGCUAAAAUUAAUGUUGAAGGUCCCGAUAUCAAAGGUGGAAAGUUUAACAUGCCCUCUGUAGAUAUCUCUCUACCAGGAGGUAAAGCUGGAGGUAAUGUAGAUGUCAAAGCUCAUGGAGGACAAGGAGAAAAAUUUGAAAUGCCAAAAUUGGAUGUCUCCUUGCCCAAAUUAAAAACAUCAGGAGGUGAAAUCAACAUUGAAGGUCCCGAUAUCAAAGGUGAAAAGUUUCACAUGCCCUCUGUAGAUAUCUCUCUACCAGGGGGUAGAGCAGAAGGUGAUGUAGUUGUCGAAACUCAUGGAGGACAAGGAGGAAAAUUUGAAAUGCCAAAAUUGGAUAUUUCCUUGCCCAAAUUUAAACCAUCUGGAGCUAAAGUCAAUGUUGAAGGUCCCGAUUUCAAAGGUGGCAAGUUUCACAUGCCCUCUCUAGAUAUCUCUUUACCAAGAGGUGGAGCAGAAAGUGAUGUAGAUGUUGCUGGACAUGGAGGAAAAGGAGGAAAAUUUGAAAUUCCAAAAUUGGAUGUCUCCUUGCCCAAAUUAAAACCAUCAGGAGGUGAAAUCAACAUUGAAGGUCCCGAUAUCAAAGGUGGAAAGUUUCACAUGCCCUCUGUAGAUAUCUCUCUACCAAGAGGUGGAGCAGAAGGUGAUGUAGAUGUUGAAGGACAUGGUGGAAAAUUUGAAAUGCCCAAAUUUGAUAUUUCCAUGCCUAAAUUUAAACCAUCUGGGGCUGACGUCAAUGUUGAAGGUCCCGAUAUCAAAGGUGGCAAGUUUCACAUGCCCUCUUUAGAUAUCUCUCUACCUGGAGGUAAAGCUGAAGAAGGUGUAGAUGUCAAAGCUCAUGGAGGAAAAGGAGGAAAAUUUGAAAUGCCAAAUUUGGACGUUUCCUUGCCCAAAUUUAAACCAUCUGGAGCUAAAGUCAAUGUUGAAGGUCCCGAUAUCAAAGGUGGAAAGUUUCACAUGCCCUCUGUAGAUAUCUCUUUACCAAGAGGUGGAGCAGAAGGUGAUGUAGAUGUUGAAGGACAUGGAGGAAAAGGAGGAAAAUUUGAAAUGCCCAAACUUGAUGUUUCCAUGCCUAAAUUUAAACCAUCUGGGGCUGACGUCAAUGUUAAAGGUCCCGAUAUCAAAGGUGGAAAGUUUCACAUGCCCUCUGUAGAUAUCUCUCUACCAGGAGGUAGAGCUGAAGGUGAUGUAGAUGUCAAAGGACAUGGAGGAAAAGGAGGAAAAUUUGAAAUGCCCAAAUUGGAUGUCUCCUUGCCCAAAUUAAAACCAUCAGGAGGUGAAAUUAACAUUGAAGGUCCCGAUAUCAAAGGUGGAAAGUUUCACAUGCCCUCUUUAGAUAUCUCUCUACCUGGAGGUAAAGCUGAAGGAGGUGUAGAUGUCAAAGCUCAUGGAGGAAAAGGAGGAAAAUUUGAAAUGCCCAAAUUGGACGUUUCCUUGCCCAAAUUAAAAACAUCUGGAGGUGAAAUCAACAUUGAAGGUCCCGAUAUCAAAGGUGAAAAGUUUCACAUGCCCUCUGUAGAUAUCUCUCUACCAGGGGGUAGAGCAGAAGGAGAUGUAGUUGUCGAAACUCAUGGAGGACAAGGAGGAAAAUUUGAAAUGCCAAAAUUGGAUGUCUCCUUGCCUAAAUUAAAACCAUCAGGAGGUGAAAUCAACAUGAAAGGUCCAGACAUCGAAAGUGGAAAGUUUCACAUGCCCUCUGUAGAUAUCUCUCUACCAGGGGGUAGAGCAGAAGGUGAUGUAGGUGUCAAAGCUCAUGGAGGAAAAGGAGGAAAAUUUGAAAUGCCAAAAUUGGAUAUUUCCUUGCCCAAAUUUAAACCAUCUGGAGCUAAAGUCAAUGUUGAAGGUCCCGAUUUCAAAGGUGGCAAGUUUCACAUGCCCUCUCUAGAUAUCUCUCUACCAGGAGGUGGAGCAGAAAGUGAUGUAGAUGUUGCUGGACAUGGAGGAAAAGGAGGAAAAUUUGAAAUUCCAAAAUUGGAUGUCUCCUUGCCCAAAUUAAAACCAUCAGGAGGUGAAAUCAACAUUGAAGGUCCCGAUAUCAAAGGUGGAAAGUUUCACAUGCCCUCUGUAGAUAUCUCUCUACCAAGAGGUGGAGCAGAAGGUGAUGUAGAUGUUGAAGGACAUGGUGGAAAAUUUGAAAUGCCCAAAUUUGAUAUUUCCAUGCCUAAAUUUAAACCAUCUGGGGCUGACGUCAAUCUUGAAGGUCCCGAUAUCAAAGGUGGAAAGUUUCACAUGCCCUCUUUAGAUAUCUCUCUACCUGGAGGUAAAGCUGAAGGAGGUGUAGAUGUCAAAGCUCAUGGAGGAAAAGGAGGAAAAUUUGAAAUGCCAAAAUUGGACGUUUCCUUGCCCAAAUUUAAACCAUCUGGAGCUAAAGUCAAUGUUGAAGGUCCGGAUAUAAAAGGUGGAAAGUUUCACAUGCCCUCUCUAGAUAUCUCUUUACCAAGAGGUGGAGCAGAAGGUGAUGUAGAUGUUGAAGGACAUGGAGGAAAAGGAGGAAAAUUUGAAAUGCCCAAAUUUGAUGUUUCCAUGCCUAAAUUUAAACCGUCUGGGGCUGAUGUCAAUGUUGAAGGUCCCGAUAUCAAAGGUGGAAAGUUUCACAUGCCCUCUUUAGAUAUCUCUCUACCUGGAGGUAAAGCUGAAGGAGGUGUAGAUGUCAAAGCUCAUGGAGGAAAAGGAGGAAAAUUUGAAAUGCCCAAAUUGGACGUUUCCUUGCCCAAAUUAAAAACAUCUGGAGGUGAAAUCAACAUUGAAGGUCCCGAUAUCAAAGGUGAAAAGUUUCACAUGCCCUCUGUAGAUAUCUCUCUACCAGGGGGUAGAGCAGAAGGAGAUGUAGUUGUCGAAACUCAUGGAGGACAAGGAGGAAAAUUUGAAAUGCCAAAAUUGGAUGUCUCCUUGCCUAAAUUAAAACCAUCAGGAGGUGAAAUCAACAUGAAAGGUCCAGACAUCGAAAGUGGAAAGUUUCACAUGCCCUCUGUAGAUAUCUCUUUACCAAAAGGAGGCGCAGAAGGUGAUGUAGGUGUCAAAGCUCAUGGAGGAAAAGGAGGAAAAUUUGAAAUGCCAAAAUUGGAUAUUUCCUUGCCCAAAUUUAAACCAUCUGGAGCUAAAGUCAAUGUUGAAGGUCCCGAUUUCAAAGGUGGCAAGUUUCACAUGCCCUCUCUAGAUAUCUCUCUACCAGGAGGUGGAGCAGAAAGUGAUGUAGAUGUUGCUGGACAUGGAGGAAAAGGAGGAAAAUUUGAAAUUCCAAAAUUGGAUGUCUCCUUGCCCAAAUUAAAACCAUCAGGAGGUGAAAUCAACAUUGAAGGUCCCGAUAUCAAAGGUGGAAAGUUUCACAUGCCCUCUGUAGAUAUCUCUCUACCAAGAGGUGGAGCAGAAGGUGAUGUAGAUGUUGAAGGACAUGGUGGAAAAUUUGAAAUGCCCAAAUUUGAUAUUUCCAUGCCUAAAUUUAAACCAUCUGGGGCUGACGUCAAUCUUGAAGGUCCCGAUAUCAAAGGUGGAAAGUUUCACAUGCCCUCUUUAGAUAUCUCUCUACCUGGAGGUAAAGCUGAAGGAGGUGUAGAUGUCAAAGCUCAUGGAGGAAAAGGAGGAAAAUUUGAAAUGCCAAAAUUGGACGUUUCCUUGCCCAAAUUUAAACCAUCUGGAGCUAAAGUCAAUGUUGAAGGUCCGGAUAUAAAAGGUGGAAAGUUUCACAUGCCCUCUCUAGAUAUCUCUUUACCAAGAGGUGGAGCAGAAGGUGAUGUAGAUGUUGAAGGACAUGGAGGAAAAGGAGGAAAAUUUGAAAUGCCCAAAUUUGAUGUUUCCAUGCCUAAAUUUAAACCGUCUGGGGCUGAUGUCAAUGUUGAAGGUCCCGAUAUCAAAGGUGGAAAGUUUCACAUGCCCUCUGUAGAUAUCUCUCUACCAGGAGGUAGAGCUGAAGGUGAUGUAGAUGUCAAAGGCCAUGGAGGAAAAGGAGGAAAAUUUGAAAUGCCAAAAUUGGAUGUCUCCUUGCCCAAAUUAAAACCAUCAGGAGGUGAAAUCAACAUUGAAGGUCCCGAUAUCGAAAGUGGAAAGUUUAACAUGCCCUCUAUAGAUAUCUCUCUACCAAGAGGUGGAGCAGGAGGUGAUGUAGAUGUUGAAGGACAUGGUGGAAAAUUUAAAAUGCCCAAAUUUGAUGUUUCCUUGCCCAAAUUUAAACGAUCUGGGGCUGACGUCAAUGUUGAAGGUCCAGAUAUCGAAGGUGGAAAGUUUCACAUGCCCUCUGUAGAUAUCUCUCUACCAGGAGGUAAAGCUGAAGGAGGUGUAGAUGUCAAAGGACAUAAAGUAAAAGGAGGAAAAUUUGAAAUGCCCAAAUUAGAUGUUUCCUUGCCCAAAUUAAAAACAUCUGGAGGUGAAAUAAACAUUGAAGGUCCUGAUAUCGAAGGUGGAAAGUUUCACAUGCCCUCUGUAGAUAUCUCUUUACCAAAAGGUGGAGCAGGAGGUGAUGUAGGUGUCAAAGCUCGUGGAGAAAAAGGAGGAAAAUUUGAAAUGCCCAAAUUUGAUGUUUCCUUGCCCAAAUUUAAACGAUCUGGAGCUGACGUCAAUGUUGAAGGUCCAGAUAUCGAAGGUGGAAAGUUUCACAUGCCCUCUGUAGAUAUCUCUCAACCAGGAGGUGGAGCUAAAGGAAAUGUAGAUGUCAAAGGGCAUGGAGUAAAAGGAGGACAAUUUGAAAUGCCAAAAUUGGAUGUUUCCUUGCCCAAAUUAAAACCAUCAGGAGGUGAAAUCAACAUUGAAGGUCCCGAUAUCGAAAGUGGAAAGUUUAACAUUCCCUCUGUAGACAUAUCUUUACCAAAAGGAGGAGCAGAAGGUGAUGUAGAUGUCAAAGCUCAUGGAGGAAAAGGAGGAAAAUUUGAAAUGCCCAAAUUGGACGUUUCCUUGCCCAAAUUUAAACCAUCUGGAGCUAAAGUCAAUGUUGAAGGUCCCAACAUCGAAGGUGGAAAGUUUCACAUGCCCUCUAUAGAUAUCUCUCUACCAGGAGGUAGAGCUGAAGGAGGUGUAGAUGUCAAAGGGCUAGGAGGAAAAGGGGGAAAAUUGCCAAAAUUGGAUGUUUCCUUGCCUAAAUUUAAACAAUCACGGGCUGAAGUCAAUGUUGAAGGUGCUAAUAUUGAAGGUGGAUGUUUUCAAAUGCCUUUAAUAGAUAUUUCUCUUCCAAGAGAAGGAGCAGAAGGUGAUGUAGAUGCCAAAGGACAUCCAGGAAAAGGAGGAAAAUUUAAAAUGCCUAAAUUGGACGUUUCUUUGCCUAAAUUUAAAUCACCAGGGGCUGAAAUCAAUGUUGAAAGUCCUGAUAUCAAGGGCGAAAAUUCUCACAUGCCCACUAUUGAUAUCUCUCUCCCAAAAAUUAAAUUAGAAUGUGAAACCGAUGUUGGGCUAGAGAAAGAAGACAUCUCAGUACCUAAAAUAAUCCAUGGUGCCAGAAUGAGUGAUAUAAAUGUCCCUGAGGUAACUUUAGGUGGCAACAUUAAACUACCCACUGUGAAAUUACCAACUGUUGACAUAUCUGCUCCUAAGGUUGAUCUGGACUUUUCUCUUCCAAAGGCAAAGAGCACUGACAGAGAAAAUGUUGAACUUCUAAAGGCAGAGGAUGGAAGGCCGUCAUCUGGAUCAAGUUUUGAUGUUCCAGAGGUCUCUUUAAAAUUGCCCAAGAUUUCCCUCCCAAAAUUUGGCAGAAAAUUAAAAAGUGGAGACAAAUUGGAAUUAGAAAGUCCAGGUUUAUCUAUAGAUUUGGACACGCAACUAACAUCGCCCUCAAUAGAAGCCGAUGGCAAAAUGAAGGAGGACAAAAUCAAAAUGCCAUCAAGUGGAACGGCUAAAAAGGAUAUUGAAAUAAUUGGUCCUAAUGCUGAAAUCAUGAUACAGGGAAGUACUGGGGAAAUUACAAAACCAGAAAUAAAAAUGGAGAGUCCUGAUGACAAGGCCAAAUACAAGCUCAAGUUCCCCAAAUUUAAGACAACCAUUCCAAAACCAAAGCUCAAAGAUGUAGAAAUGGACAUGCCUGCAGUGGAUGGCAAAGGAAAGGUCAAAAUACCAGCAGUUGAGAUAUCACUGCCAACAGCAAAUAUCCCAGAUUGUGAGGUAUUGCUUCCAAAAACUGAAGUUGAUGUGUCUGAAGCAGAUAUCAGAGGUUAUGAGGGCAGUUUAAAAAUCCCUAAGAUGCCAACUAUUGACAUAUCAGUUCCAAAAGUGGAUGUUUCCUUACCUAGAAUAAAACUGCAUGAACCAAUGGACUCAAGCUCGUCUGACCUAAACAUUGAAUGUAGUAAGGGUACAUCACAUUUUCCACAUGUAACAAUCCCAAAAGUAGACCUUUCACUUCCUCAUGGAAAAACAGGCGAUGCAGAUAACCAUGAGGUGGAAAUAAGAAAGAGGGGUAAAUUAAGAAUGCCAGAAGUAGAAAUAUCAUUACCUCAUGGAAAACAUAACACAUCUAACAAUGACAUGGAAAUUAAAGGUGAAAAACUACAAAUUUCAGUGCCCACUGUUGAUCCCGAUUUAGACAUUUCAGUUAAAGAGAGCAGAUUGAAAAUGCCUACGAUAGAUUCAUCGCUACCUCAUGGAAUCAAAAGAGAAAGUCAAGUGCCAUAUUCAGAACAAGAAGGUGCAAAAAUAAAAAUGCCAAUAGUUGAUAUAUCGCUUCCUAAUGUUAAACAUAAAGAUGGAAUAAAACUACCAACAGUAGAGAUCUCAUUACCUCAAGGCCAAGUAGAAGAUACUGAUAUUCCUGAACCUAGAGAGUGUGGAAAAGAAGGGAAAUUCAAAAUACCUAAUAUCGAUAAACCAAAAGUUGAUAUAUCAUUACAAGGACAACAAGAGGCAACAGAAAAAACUGAGGUCAGAAGACAAAGUGGACACAUUCAAUUACCAAAAAUAACAAUGCCUAAAGUGGAUAUAUCAUUACCGCAUCAUUACCCCAAAACAGUUGACCCUGAGGCUUCAGGAUCUGUGGGAGUAGACACUGAUAAAAUCCCCAAAGUACAUAUAGGAAUGUCUAAAGAUGCAGAGUUGUCUGAUGAGGAUAAAACGUUGACAAUGCAAACUACAGAUAUAGAGAUCCCUGGUGCAGACCUAGGGCUGGAUCUUGACUUGUCGAAAAAAGGAAAAAGGAACAAAAAGAAUAAAAAGAAGAAUGAACCGCAAGAUCCAAAGGGGCCAAAAGUUAAAGGGUCUAAAUUUAAUAUCGGAAUGCCAAAAGUAAAGGUAUCUGCAUCAGGAACUGACAUAAACAAGACUGAGAAAGGAGCUGAUGCGAACUUAAAAGCUGAUUUACAAGCACCAAAAAUUCCUGAAAUUGAUUUUGACAUUGGCACAGCCCAAGUUGAAACUAACUUUUCUGAAGGAGACAAAAAGCAGAAAAUCAAAAUUCCAAAGUUUGGGAUACCUCUCCCUUCUUUAACGUCACCUGAAGCCAACAUCACGCCACUUCAGAUAAAAGGUCACUCAAUACCUGUAGACUCUGAAGUAGAAUACGAGGGCCCACGUUUGCCAAAGGUAACGAAAGCAGUCUUUGUCAUGGUGAAUCCACAAACGGAGAGCUCUGCAAGUGCAGCUGGUGAAACAAGUGCCGAAAUCGAAAAAGAAAAGCUCAAGCAGACAAAGAUCACAAUGAAGCAGAGUUUUGGCAAGUCAACAGAAAAGGGGAAAGCAAUACAUUACGGAGAGGAGGUUGAAUUUGAAGGAAAGUCAAAAACUGGAAAGCUUAAGUUGCCCAAAGUCACAUUUUCAUCAGGCCAAAAAGGAUCGUUUGAUGUAACACCAAGUGGGUCUGAUGAUGGAGCAAGUCCAAGUCUAAAUGGCGGCGACAAAGAUGAAAGAGCAAAGUUUGGGAAGCUUAAAUUGCCCAAGUUGGAGUUUUUCUCACCAUAUUCAAAAGACACAGAAGAGGAACUGGAAAUAAGCAUGAGGAAAGAGACCUCAUGGGAACUCAAAGAGACCAAGGAGACAAAGACGACAUCAAGCACAAUGUCUUUCCCAGGUCUUAAGAAGAAACCAGGGAAGGAUGAGGAGGUACAGGAGAUUGGCACUUUAGUGUCCUCAAAAGCACGGACUGAAAUGUUGGCAGAACGGGAGGGAUCAGAGUCGCCAGCACACAUUGAAUCAGCUGGAUUUGUCUCUUUAAAGAAAAGUGAAGAAAGAGAGGAGACGACAUGGUUCAAAGUACCCAAAGUAACCCUCAGUCCCCAUUCUACCGGCAUCCUUCACAUCACUCCAGAAAGCUCUCCGAAAGCAAGCAAGUCCUCUAUUCCUGGCUCUAGUGAGCAAGCCUCUGGAGGUUUCUAUGUGAAGAUGCCAAGCGUUGAAUAUUUGACCCAGGAAAUGUCCUCGGAGCAUACGACAAGCAAAACAGAGGGAACUCGUACUGUAGUGACUAAGAUGACAAAGUAUACAGAAACAAAAACUAGCAGCUCCAAACAAUAAGCAUCUCAGUUACUGAAUAGGUAGGGAAAUAUAUUGGCUCAAAUAUAUUUUUGCAAAAAUGAUUUGUUCUAUUAGGCCAGGGGUGUCCAAACUUGGUCCUGGGGGGCCGGUGUCCUGCAAAGUUUAGUUUCAACCUCAAUUAGACACCUGAAUCAGCUAAUCAAGCUCUUAGUAGGUAUACUAGAAACUCCCAGGCAGGUGUGUUGAAGCAAGUUGGAACUAAACUAUGCAGGACACCCGCCCUCCAGGACCCUGAUUUAGGCAAACACAGCAAAUAUGUAGUUACAAACAGUAUUAUUUAUUUAUUGUAGACCUUAUUUUCAUGUUUUGCCACUCUGUAUGACACUUCGAACUGAUAUAUUUGUAAAGAUCUGUCUCAGAUCACACAUGUACACAUGCAUUACACAUGCCCAGACCCAAAGAUAUUUAAAGACAUUGAAUUUAUUUUGGUUUUUGCGUUUCUUGUGCAAUCCUGGCACCGUAUGCCAUUUAUAUUGAAGAGUUUUAAAGCAUUUUGAAAAUAUUAUAUUGCUUUUUUUUGAUGCCUGGUUUGUUUCUGUGGUUUUUGGGUGUUGUUAUGGAAUUGUGUUUAUUUUAGAUAUUAUUACAAAUAUAUGUACUAUUUUUACAUAUUUAUAUGCACGAUCUGUACAGAAAAGACACACAAAAAAGCUUGUGAUGUUGAGUACUUUUGUGAUGCACAUUUUUGUGACUUUUAAAUACAUUAAAAAAAAUACAACGAUUUCUCCCUUUACAUUUCUUGUGAAAAGCUGUACCAGACAGCAUUUCUAUUCACAGGGAAGGCUCUGAAUUGAAAACUUUGAGUGUGAUUUUUUUUUCUUGUAUUUUAUUUUUUAAACUUAAACCUAUUUGUUGUUUUGGUUGUAGAAGUAGCCUAAACGUCAGCUGUUUUAUAUGUAUAUUUAAGGUUUCAGUACUGAACUGCAUGUUUGUAAUGUGUUGCUUUUCUGAAACCGUCAUUUUGAGGAUGCUUAUCUCUAUCUAAUGCAAAAAUAGAACACUUAAAUAAAACGUUAACAUUAUAA
Molecule: messenger RNA, 13442 nt
Organism: Danio rerio (zebrafish)
Lineage: Eukaryota; Metazoa; Chordata; Actinopteri; Cypriniformes; Danionidae
Source: RefSeq, a predicted model, not a curated record